Arabidopsis lyrata subsp. lyrata is the source of this 1025-nucleotide messenger RNA. Its product is annotated as AMSH-like ubiquitin thioesterase 2. Gene Ontology annotation, cellular component: membrane; endosome. Gene Ontology annotation, biological process: protein K63-linked deubiquitination. Lineage: Eukaryota; Viridiplantae; Streptophyta; Magnoliopsida; Brassicales; Brassicaceae. The record is from RefSeq and is a predicted model, not a curated record. The coding region runs from base 100 to 771 and encodes 223 amino acids. The transcript has 8 exons. Gene Ontology annotation, molecular function: metal-dependent deubiquitinase activity; protein binding; K63-linked deubiquitinase activity.
UGACAUCAGAAACCGGUUCACUGAGGUCGGCGAGAUUUCUUUGUUGUCACUCUCGUUCUUCGAUGCUCAUCCAUUAGAGGAGCCGAUGUUUCUGCUUCCAUGGUAACGCUCUCGUCUCCAUCUCCGUCGCUCUCUUGCGUAGAGAACGUGACAUGUAAAUCUUCUCACGUUUCUCGGGUUCUAAUUUCCGGUACCGAUAAGAAUAAUCACGGUGAAUCAUCGGAGCCCAAGAUACUGAGAGAUGUUCAUAUCUCAGAACGGUUGUUGGAGGAUUUCACUGAGCUUGCAAGAGAGAACACUGAGAAGGACCUCGAGACUUGUGGGACUCUCGCUGCCUUUCUUGAAAGAGGAAUUUUUUAUGUAACCACUCUGAUAAUACCUAAGCAAGAAUCUACUUCCAAUUCUUGUCAGGCUAUGAAUGAAGUGGAAGUGUUUUCCAUUCAAAAUGAAAGAGAACUCUAUCCCGUAGGAUGGAUUCAUACUCAUCCUUCUCAGGGUUGUUUCAUGUCAUCUGUAGAUUUGCAUACACAUUACUCGUAUCAGGUAAUGGUGCCAGAGGCUUUUGCAAUCGUCGUAGCUCCAACCGAUAGCUCUAAGAGUUACGGGAUAUUUAAGCUAACGGACCCUGGAGGAAUGGAGGUACUGAAAGGCUGCUCAGAGACUGGAUUCCACCCACACAAAGAACCAGAAGAUGGGAACCCAGUUUAUGAGCAUUGCUCAAACGUCUACAAGAACUCGAACCUUAGGUUCGAGAUUUUUGAUCUACGUUAAGAGAAGGCUGUCUGAUUCGGGUUAUGAACACAAAUCACCUUCUAUCAAGCUUAGCAAUGUUAAGAAAUUGUCAUGUCCUUAGAUUUGGAUCAAUUGGUUCCAUUAUGGAAGAACACUUAAACAAUGACCAUCGACAUUGUAUUGGCGUAUGCAAAUACAUCUGUAUAAAUGUAAACCUUGGCAUAUAUUUGUUAUAUUUCUCCAUGUAACUACAUUAAUUUUAACUCCGUAAAUAGCCAUUUUAUACUGCUAAA